Diospyros lotus (date-plum) is the source of this 1044-nucleotide messenger RNA. RefSeq names its product probable 3-beta-hydroxysteroid-Delta(8),Delta(7)-isomerase. Bases 233 to 931 code for a protein of 232 amino acids. NCBI's taxonomy places the organism in Eukaryota, Viridiplantae, Streptophyta, Magnoliopsida, Ericales, Ebenaceae. Gene Ontology annotation, biological process: sterol biosynthetic process. Gene Ontology annotation, cellular component: endoplasmic reticulum; membrane. Gene Ontology annotation, molecular function: steroid Delta-isomerase activity; C-8 sterol isomerase activity; cholestenol delta-isomerase activity. The transcript has 6 exons. The record is from RefSeq and is a predicted model, not a curated record.
AAGGCCGGCAGCCAUCAUCCUCAGCCUCAACUCUCCCUUCUGCUGCUCACUCUUCCAUAAGCAUCAUCGUCGGCUACCGCCACCGCCGUCGGCGAUUCAUUCCGCCGCCAUCGUGUUGUGCAGAUCUAUAGUUCCUUGCCAGAUCUAGAUAGAAUUCAGUCAAAGGUGAAGCAUGGACAGAAGUAUAUAAAUAUAUUUUGAUCAUCAGGAUUGUGUGGAGAGAGUUAAGAAAAUGGAGGGAGGCGCAGAAGAAAGGCAGCAGACUAUACUUCUUCAGCCUCACCCCUAUGUCCCAAGGGAUUUGGAUCUGCCAGGUUUCAUCCCCGGUUUUCUUUCCCAGUCCACCAUUGUCAGUGUUUACGGCGUGUCUUCCCUCCUUAUUGUCUCCCUCGUUUGGCUUCUCUCUGGACGGGUGGCAAAAUUAUCCAAGACAGAUAGAUUGCUUAUGUGCUGGUGGAUUUUCACGGGCCUGACCCACAUGAUCCUGGAAGGUUAUUUUGUGUUCUCUCCUGAAUUUUACAAGGAAAAGACUGCCAAUUACCUAGCAGAAGUUUGGAAGGAAUACAGCAAAGGUGAUUCAAGAUAUGCAGCAAGAGAUUCUGGAGUUGUUGCUGUCGAAGGAAUAACUGCUGUUAUAGAGGGUCCGGCUUGUCUCCUAGCAGUGUAUGCCAUUGCCAGAAGAAAGUCAUACAGCUACAUUCUUCAACUGGCAAUUUCUCUAGGGCAGCUCUACGGGACUGCUGUGUAUUUCGUAACUUCUUAUCUGGAAGGGGAUAAAUAUGCUGCAAGUUUAUAUUACUACUGUGCCUAUUACAUCAUAGCAAAUGCUUCUUGGGUUGUAAUUCCAACACUGAUAACCAUAAGGUGCUGGAAGAAGAUAUGUGCAGCAGUUCAUGUCCAACAAAAUGGGAGAAAGACCAAAGCUCACUAAGGUGGAAUGAAUGUUUUAUUUUAUCGUAGUCGACGAGGUGAAGGACUUUAUACAUUGUUAUUGCAUUUGUCUUUCAUUGGAAAUGGAAAAUUUGGAUAAUUUGAGAUUGUUUA